AUGUCGGAAAACUCAGAACGAACGACGAAGGUUUUCAUAAAGCCCGCACCCGAGACGGUCGUGAGCCCUAUCCAUGAGUACACGGAGGAGCAGCAGGCGCUGAUAAAGGACUUAAAGGAAUACGCAGAUUCAUUACUUCUCCCCGAAUCCGACUCGUACCACCAAUGGGAGAAGCGGUGGUUGAGCAAGCCCGAUACCAUUCCCCGGUACAUGCGCGCGGCGAAGUGGCACUACGCGGAUGCGCAGAAGCGGAUAAAGGGGACGCUCGAGUGGCGGCGCGACUUCAAGCCUGACCUCAUCGUGCCGGACGACGUGGAGGUUGAGAGCGAGACCGGGAAAAUUAUCUUGACGGGAUUCGACAAGGAUGGACGGCCGAUCAUAUACAUGCGACCCGGGAGGGAGAACACGGAGCGCAGCGACCGACAAUUGCGGCAUCUCGUUUGGUGGCUAGAACGCGCGAAGGACCUGAUGCCUCCCGGCCAGGAAUCUCUAGUCAUCGUCGUCGACUACAAGAGCACCACCCUCCGCACGAACCCCUCCAUCUCCAUCGCGCGAAAGGUCCUACACAUCCUGCAGCAGCACUACGUCGAGACGCUCGGCCGCGCGAUCGUCGUGAACCUCCCGUACAUCCUCAGCUUCUUCUACAAGGGCAUCUCGCCAUUUCUCGACCCCGUCACGCGGGAUAAGAUGAGAUUCAACCCCGACCUCCUCGAGCUCAUACCCAAGUCGCAGCUCGACGCUGAUUUCGGAGGUGACUACAACUUCGAGUUCGAGUCGAAGAGCUACUGGCGGCAGAUCGUCGAGGCGUGUGGCAUCGCUCCGGACGGUACGCGUGUAAGCGGUAUGACCACCACCUCACAACACCAGGGUGCCGAGGCGCCUUCUCCCCCCUCUUCGCAACCUUCCCCCGCAUCAUCGUCAGAUCCAUCCAAUGACUCGAGUCUGAGCUCGGGGCAGGUCACGCCGGAGGUGGUCGAGAAGAUGGCCGAGGUGUCCCUCGAAGAGCCGCAGGAUGAGCAGAGGAUCGACCUCCCCAGAGAGCUGAGUACUUGA
Pleurotus ostreatus (oyster mushroom) is the source of this 1053-nucleotide messenger RNA. RefSeq lists its product as uncharacterized. NCBI's taxonomy places the organism in Eukaryota, Fungi, Basidiomycota, Agaricomycetes, Agaricales, Pleurotaceae. Gene Ontology annotation, molecular function: phosphatidylinositol transfer activity. The transcript has 6 exons. The record is from RefSeq and is a predicted model, not a curated record. Bases 1 to 1053 code for a protein of 350 amino acids.